UCAGACAGCCUUAGAGUGAUGACCCACGGGGUCCUCGGUGACCCCCGCCACCCCCAGGUCAUUAGGAUUGAGCUUCAGGGGGUGGGGCGGGUAAGUCUGCACCGACCCCACGCCACCCGCCCCUCUUUUCGGUUGUUUCCUGUGUUUGUGGUUAUGUAUAAACUAGAACAUCACUUCACCUUUUUGCUACUGCUGUAAACAUGGUCACACACACGAAGCCUCCCUCUCUCCGUCUCCUCACCUCACUCAGUUACCCCAGCUAGAGACCACUAUGAGAUGGAUGAGUAUUUAAUUUGUCACAGUCCUAGAUUACACACACACACACACACACACACACACACACACACACACACACACACACACACACACACACACACACACACACACACACACACACACACACACACACACACACACACACACACACACACACACACACACACACACACACAGUGGGCUAACCAGCAGAGAGCUCAUUUAGCAUGGGAGAUUUGUUUUCUGGUCUUGCUUCUAUAAAUAUAACGUGUAUACUUGGUGUAGACCUUUGCAUAUAUAUAUAAAUAUAUAUAUAAAACUUUGUAGUUUUUCUGGUUUUUGAUGUUGAAUCUGUAUCUAUAAUGUAUCUUAGUAGUGACCACAUACUUCUGACUGUAUAAUUGUACAUUUGUAAACCCUUGUAAUGUAAAAGUGCUUUACCACCCCUUUUUGGUAUCAGAAGAAAAAUAAUUAAAAACGAAUCACUCUGAAGAAAAAAAAAUUAGUUAAAAAAAAACAGCCCUGUGCAUUUCAGUGUAUAUUCUCACCUCCUUGGUUGUGAUAUAUAAGUUGUUGUAUAUUGUAAAUUGUAAUAUCAAAUUUUUUUGUUUUGAAAAGCCCUUUCUAUACAGCAUAGUACGUGUACAAAGAUUCGCCACGCUUGGUUUUAUCCUCUAUCUUGUCCCUGCUUAAAUUAAGAAACGUCGAUCUCCCGAUCAAAGGUCCCCGAUAACAUUUAGGUUCACUGUUAUUUUAUGUUUACGUUUAUAUCUAUUUUUUUUUUUUUUUUUUACUUUUUAUAGGAAUCUCCCCCUCCCCCUCCCCCCCUGGUUCUGCUGUAAAGCGCACACGUCUGUCUGGGUGUACGGGGGGCGGCUCGGAGACAUUCACUUUUCAUAAUUAACUUAAACCCGACCGCCCCCCGUCUCGCUCUGCCACAGAGGUGACCCCCCCCCCCCCUAUGGAUUGUACAGUGGAGAUCCUGGCUCGUUAUGAUUUGAUUUAGAUUUCUCUGUGGGUCUUUGUUUGGCAUCUCUCUAGUGCUGUCCGUGCUGUAUCAUACUGUCCACGUGUUUAUGGAGGCUCCGCCAGGGAGCGGUGUACAUUGGGGACGCAGCCUUGUGUAUAUUUACUACGAGCACACCUGUAACCAUAUGUGUAUAGUUAACAGAACCUGUGUAUGCUUAUUGCCUGGGCAACUAUUUUUUGUAACAACUGUUGUAGAUUGUCUCUAAACAAUUGUGUGAUCUUUAUUUUGAAACAAAACAACAAAAAAAACUUUCAAAAUUUCCCCAUUGUUUCGAGUGUGAUUAUUUAUUUUAUCCUGGUCACCUCGAUUUAAAUGCAUGUGGAUUUCCCAAAUGCAUUUUUUGUAUAUACAUUUUAUCUGUUGGGAAGGGGCGGUAUUUAUAUAUCUAUUUUGAUUUUUUUAGUAAACGGAUGGAUUUGACCUUUAAAAAACAAAAUAACAUUUUGUGUAUAGCCUAUAUACUUUUUUUUUCGGGUGGGAGGGGGGCUGUAUUUAUAUAUCUAUAUUGUUAUUUUGAAGUAAACAUCAGAUGUAUUUGACCUGAAGGGUCCCCUUUAGAUGGUGAAGAGUUAGGUUGCUGAGGCUCACCUGUAGAAACUGACUAUGGCAACACCAUCAAAUCCGAUUGAGUAGUGAUUAUUCCCUGGUCCAGUUAAUGCCAUAAAUAAGAACUGAACCAUCUAGUUUGAACCCCCUUCUCAGCGAUUAAACCCUGUAGGCGGUGUGCUUAUCGGGUUAUCUUUCUUAGUAAAUGCUCGUUGAGCAGGUUCCCAAAGGAGAUGAAUGUGCUGCGUGCGUUGCCCAUUCAUGUCCUCUUACGACAGUCCCGUGUUCGCGUAUUUAUAGACCAUGUAUGUUCUUCCGGAGGCUAAUAAAUGUCCCACCUAUGAGCGAGGGGUUUACUGAUGGUGCGGAUGCCUCGACAGGCUGCAGGGGGCAUCCUCGCCUCUAGUGGUGAUUCCCCCUCUGCAUCCUCAACACACGGCACGCACGCGUCGUUAUCCCGCGCACGCGCUUCCUUACUGCCAGCUUCUCGGGCCAGUCGGCGCCGGCGUACGGAACAUCCUGCCCUCGACGGAGAGGGGGAGGAGAGAAUCUCUGUAGGGGGAGAGCGAGCGGAGAGCUGAGAGCUGAGAUCUGGCGUGUCUCGGUAGUAAAUCUAUCAGAUUUAGGGGCACAGAAAGUCGACUCUGAAGAGGGGAGGCCGCGUGGAAUCUCCCGACAGUUCCCACACUAUUCAAUAGACGCUGGAGUCGCGAGCAGCAGCGUGUCCGUGUGGCUUUGAGUGAAGAAGAAGAAGAAGAAGAAGGGAUUAAAACACGCUAGACGGAUGGUAGCGCGGACGGUGGGUGCGCUCUGAAGUUGGGAGACUAGCGAACACAACGAGAAGACGCGCUUUUGUUUCCCCGCGAAGGCAGCAGCGGCACGAGAGGCUGCGCUCGCGCCCCGAGCAUGAAGCUGCCUUGUCUACUGGCGCUCGCGGCGCUGGUUGUUCACGCCGCCACGGGGCAGUCUCCCUCUAUAGACGACGAAGGCUCCGCCAGGGACGAGUUCUACGAUGACGAAGACCUCUUCUCAGGCUCCGGCUCGGGCUUUCCAGACAUCAGCGUGUCGCCGACCUCGGUAGGCGUGGUCUUCACCACCGAGGAGCCCCUCCCCCUCUCCACCACCCAGGCCACCGGCCCCGCCCCCUCGGCCCCGCCCGCGGCCGAGCCCAGCCCCAGCGCCGCCCCCGUCGGCACCCCGCUGCCCACCGAGGGCGACGGGGAGAGCGGCCUGGGCUGGGAGAGAGAGAGGGAGGGGGAGAGGGAGAGAGAGAGGGAGGAGAAGGAGCUGGAGAGGGAGCGGGAGAGGGAGCGGGAGAGGGAGACGGAGAGGGAGCGGGAGAGGGAGAGGGUCCGCGAGCUGGAGAGGGAGAAAGAGAGGGAGAGGGACAGAGAGAGGGAACGCGAGAGGGAGCGGGAGAGGCAGAGGGAGCUCGAGCGAAUCAGGGCCGCCGCCGCCGCAGCGGCCGCCGCCGCUGCCGCCCAGAGCACCACCGCAGCCCCGAGGUCCCCCGCUGGCGUCCCCGUAGCAACGGACAGCUCGGGCAUGGCGGCGGCCACGGUCAGCGCCGCGCCCUCUAGUGGCGUGGAGGACACGGGCGCCACGACGGCAGAGGAAGAGAGAGAGGACGAAGACGUCUACCUGUCCCCAGAGACCACACCGUACUACCCCGACAGCGUCCGAACCACCAUGACCGCCGAAGAAGAGGAAGUCAGCGAGGGCGACGUGUCCGACGCGUCAGAGACAACCGCGGCGCCCGGUACAGAAGCCCCAACCGCCACCACCGGCGGCAAGGUCAGGAUCCCCUUCAGGCCCAGGGUUCCCAUGACGACCGCCACUCAGCCGGCGCCCACAGAGAGGAGCGAUGCCACCACCAGCACACAGACGGAGGGUACCAACGAGGUGGCCGGCAGCGGGCCCAGCGGAGACUUUGAGAUCCGCGAGGAGGAACGGCGCAACGACCUGGGCCGGGGGCGUGGCGUGGACGUGGGGGCGGAGCCAGACCUCAUCGGCAACACGGUGGACACCGGGAGCUCGGCCGCCCAGCUGCCCCAGAAGAACAUCCUGGAGAGGAAGGAAGUCCUAAUAGCUGUAAUAGUUGGCGGUGUGGUGGGGGCGCUGUUCGCCGCCUUCCUGGUGAUGCUGCUGGUGUACCGCAUGAGGAAGAAGGACGAGGGGAGCUACACCCUGGAGGAGCCCAAGCAGGCCACCGUCACCUACCAGAAGCCCGACAAGCAGGAGGAGUUCUACGCAUAACCACCGCCAACACACACAAGAGGGCCAGAGAGAGAGAGAGAGAGAGAGAGGGAGAGAGAGAGAGAGAGAGAGAGAGAGAGAGAGAGAGAGAGAGAGAGAGAGAGAGAGAGAGAGAGAGAGAGAGAGAGAGAGAGAGAGAGAGAGAGGGAGAGAGGGAGAGAGGGAGAGAGAGAAUAGGAAAAUGAAAGAAGGAAAAACACUACCUCUCUCUUCUCCAAGCAGUGGCCUCUCUUUCUAGGACUUUGAACUUUCUAUUCAAUGAAAACAACAUUGAAAAAAGUGAUAAAAAGAAUUUAACCAAACAAACACCUAUACAAUUCCGGAUAUGUUCUGUAAUGAAAUUCUGAAACGCAUACACAGCAACAAUUUCUUUUUUUAAGUCAAUGUUACAAAUAUUCUGCGGGGUCUCUUAUUUCCAAUUGUAGUGAUAUGAUUAUUUUGUAGAAACCAUACACACACACACACACACACACACACACACACACACACACACACACACACACACACACACACACACACACACACACACACACACACACACACACACACAUACGCUCACACACACACACACACACACACACACACACACACACACACACACACACACACACACACACACACACACACACACACACACACACACACACACACACACACACACACACACACACACACACACACACACACACCCCACACAAACAACAACAGAAGGAUGGAUCGAGGUCUUAGACCCUGUGUUACAGAGAACCCUGUUCUACUGUUUCACGGGACUGAAUUAGUGAGGGAGACGGAGGAAUACAAUUUAAGCAUAAGGGGUGGAAGGGAGGAAGGGAGAGAGUGCCAGGAGGGACACAAAGAACGAAAGAGAUGUGAUAGAUUGUGCCCUUCACCCCCAACACACAGGGCCUCUGAUUGGCCAUGCAGAGAUGGGGGUCAAAGGUGAGGGGAAAGGUCUUUUCUGUGCCUUCCAUUCCUUCCGUGCUCACACACACACACACACACACACACACACACACACACACACACACACACACACACACACACACACACACACACACACACACACACACACACACACACACACACACACACACACACACACACACACACACACACACACACACAUACGCACAUACAUAAUAUGUGACUGCUGCAUAAACACAUAUAAGCACACAUAUAGAUCCUCACACUUCCAUCCCUACUGCUGGUGUCUCUGAUCCCUCUCUCUGUGCUUGGCCAACCAGAAAAGAAGGCGCUUAACCCUCCAUGCAUUCUAACAACGCCACGGGAUCGCUAGGGCGACACUGGCAGACAUCCAGCGAGGGAUUCUCUCGCUCCUAGAGAGGCACUCACAGCCUGCCUGCUCUUCUAAGCUGUACAAAAUAUUAGUUAUUGAAAAGUAAUAAUAAUAAUCAAUAAUAUAUCAAUGUUUCUGGGCUGGCUGGUGAUCAAUAAUAAAGAUAAUAGUAAUAAUGACAUUCAUUCUUAAAACAGGAGGAUGUGUAUUUUAGACGUUUAAAAAAAAAAAAGUUUAUUUGUAAAUAUGAGCAUAUUGUUUUCCUGUCCAUCACUCUUACUCAUCUGCAUGGCCAUUGAGUUUCUAUCCAUCGCACCCAUCGCCUACUAGAUGAGCUGUGCUCUCGUCAUCCAUGCACACACACAGACACCGACGUGCACAAACACAAACACACAUGCACACAAGCACGCACGACACUCGCUCACACACAGACACAGUCCCACGGACACACCUGACACAUGAACAGAUGUAGAGAAUAUUGCGUGCAUUUAAAUCUACAGCCGUCUGAUUACGCUGUAUAUGAUAUCUUUGGAAGAUGCACAUAUCCAAAUCAUUGCCAUCAUCGUCAUCACCAUCGUCAUCCUCUUUGUCAUCACUAGUGAGAUACGUCGGUUUAAUAUGUUGAUAUUGAUUAGGUAUGGAGCAGUCGCUGGCAGGGUUUUGGUCUAUUUGUGUACAAGCACAAUUACGUAUCAAGCCGUAAACUUCAUCCAAUCCCCUUGCAUGCCUCACUACUCCUCCACUAUUGGCUGUUUUGUUAGGGAGUGGGCGGGACUACUGGGGAACGU
This is a messenger RNA of Gadus chalcogrammus (walleye pollock), 6172 nucleotides long. RefSeq names its product syndecan 3 (gene sdc3). The coding region runs from base 2738 to 4087 and encodes 449 amino acids. NCBI's taxonomy places the organism in Eukaryota, Metazoa, Chordata, Actinopteri, Gadiformes, Gadidae. Gene Ontology annotation, biological process: cell migration. Gene Ontology annotation, cellular component: cell surface; membrane. The transcript is spliced from 6 exons. The record is from RefSeq and is a predicted model, not a curated record.